Messenger RNA from Haliotis rufescens (red abalone), 1168 nucleotides. Its product is annotated as BLOC-1-related complex subunit 7-like. The coding region runs from base 40 to 339 and encodes 99 amino acids. Gene Ontology annotation, cellular component: BORC complex. The transcript is spliced from 5 exons. The record is from RefSeq and is a predicted model, not a curated record. Lineage: Eukaryota; Metazoa; Mollusca; Gastropoda; Lepetellida; Haliotidae.
AAACAUACAUACAGACUGGCUUCCGGCAGUAAAUGAAAGAUGGCGUCUGCUAGCUGGAAUCACGAAACUAAAGCGCGAUUAAAUGAGAAAAUUACGGCUAACAUUAACGAUCUUGGUUCACUGGCACGUCAGGUUAUAAGGGGAUCGAAAUCAAACGACCUUCUAGCUCAGGCAGCUAAAAACUUUUCUUCCCAGGAGCCCUGCAUCAACCAUUCCUUUGAUACACUGAAGAAGUUGGACCACAUCAAAUCACAACUAGAAUUUCAGCAAGCAGCCAUAGAGAGAAGUAUGGGUAAUCUGGAUGAAAUACAAGAUGAACUGAAGACUAUUCGGAGAUGAUGAUGUUGACGGAGAUGAUGAGGUUGACUGAUUGGAUGGUUUUACUCCAGGUGUCCAGGUGUCUGGUCCACUAAGUGAUCUCAGUGCUAAGAUGAUCGUGACUACCAUACUUUAACAUAGCGCUAAGAUUGCAUUGUGGAACAGGACCUGCGAGUUACUCCCAUACCUUGUCUCAGGCUAUGUACAGACUUAUUUCCUUGCUUAUGCUCAUCUCAUAGUACCAUAACAGAUGCUCAGAAUGAAAGUCUCCACACAAUAGAAGAUACGUUCAAUGUCGUCUUGGUUAUUGUUCACCUUGUGAGUUAAGCAGGGACCAGCCAAUAAGUACUCAUCUGUUAUUAUUCAGUAUAUUUGUGCAAUCUUUAUACUAUUUCUAAUUGAUUAAGAAAGCUCCCUGGUCGAAUUCGAGAUUAGCUUCCCGGGCAGGUCAUAAGAGGUGAGUAACAAGAUCGGGUGGUCAACUGGAUGACUUUGUUGAUCUCGGUCAUCAUACCUGAUGGAUGGGUUGUUAUCAUGCAUAUUAUGCACCCCUAAGUUUGGAGUCUAAAAACUGAGAAAAAAGUGUGUAUUAUACACGAAUAAAUACAGUACUCAUGAUAUCAGUCACUGGUUACUCUGGUCCCAACUUAAUUAUUUACAGGCCAUGGUCAUAUAGCUGGAAUAUUGCUGAGUAUGAUGUUAUUUUACAACAAAAAAGCUGAAAUAUGAAAACCUAAAGUUGCUUUGGACCAGACAAAUCUAUGAGUAUGAUCCAGAACAAUAUGUAAAAUGAAUACAACAAAUAGGUUUUGUGUCAUGCUGUUAUUGUAAAUAAAUAUAUACAACCUAA